Messenger RNA from Pelobates cultripes (western spadefoot toad), 194 nucleotides. Lineage: Eukaryota; Metazoa; Chordata; Amphibia; Anura; Pelobatidae. The record is from the annotation of a GenBank genome assembly.
GGCAAUUUAAAGAGAAACUCGGAAUGAGUUGGCUCUUUGACAGCAGCGGCUCCCACUGCGACUUGAGGUGCCAGAAUGACACAUUGCAGAAAGGGUUUGCCACUGUUUCAGAACAGAAUGCAUUCGUCUUCUGCCAGGUAGGUCUGCAGCUUGAUCCGCCUCGACGAAUUGAAGACCUGGGAAUAAUAGCAUGA